Carassius auratus (goldfish) is the source of this 1689-nucleotide messenger RNA. Its product is annotated as 1,4-alpha-glucan-branching enzyme-like. The coding region runs from base 113 to 1423 and encodes 436 amino acids. NCBI's taxonomy places the organism in Eukaryota, Metazoa, Chordata, Actinopteri, Cypriniformes, Cyprinidae. The record is from RefSeq and is a predicted model, not a curated record. Gene Ontology annotation, molecular function: hydrolase activity, hydrolyzing O-glycosyl compounds; 1,4-alpha-glucan branching enzyme activity. The transcript is spliced from 10 exons. Gene Ontology annotation, cellular component: cytoplasm. Gene Ontology annotation, biological process: glycogen biosynthetic process.
GUGUGUUUGCCAAGCUCCCAGAGAAGCUCCCAACCUCCUUUAAAUUCGGACUACCAGUCCCCUUUGAGCAAGAGAUGAUAUAUUGCUUCUAUUAAAACUGAGAGCCACGGCAAUGUCGGAUUCAAGCACUGAUGAGAGUUUUCCAAACCUCACUGCGUUUCUACAGACUGAUUCGUAUAUAGGACAAUAUGAGGGAGAACUGCGCAGAAGAUACAAGCGGUUUUCCGAGCGUCUGGCACAGCUGGAGGAGGCAGAAGGGGCCUUUGAUUACUUCACACUGAGCUACCAGUCGUUCGGAAUUCAGCGGCGAUCCGACAACAGUCUGGUCCUUAGGGAAUGGGCACCGGGAGCGGAGGCCGUCUUCCUGACUGGGGAUUUCAAUUCCUGGGGAAAAGAGUCACACCCUUUCACGCAGAAAGAAUAUGGAAAAUGGGAACUAUACCUCUCUCCAAAAGUGGACAAAUCUCCUGCCAUCAAGCACCUGACCAAACUCAAGCUCGUAGUCUUGACUAAAACAGGCGAAUACCUGUUUCGGAUCUCUCCAUGGGCCAAACAUGUCACAAAAACACUAGAUUCCGUCACCUAUGACUGGACUCACUGGGACCCUCCACAGCCAUAUCAGUUCCAGCACCCCAGACCCCCACGGCCCAGCAGCCUUCGUAUCUAUGAGGCCCAUGUGGGCAUCAGUUCGCCUGAGGAAAAGAUUGCCUCGUACAAAAACUUCACCAGAGAGGUGCUUCCUCGCAUUAAAGAUCUCGGAUACAACUGUGUCCAGCUCAUGGCAAUUAUGGAACAUGCCUACUAUGCGAGCUUUGGCUAUCAGGUCACUAACUUCUUUGCAGCUUCCAGCCGCUUUGGCACUCCUGAUGAUCUGAAGCAUCUGAUUGAUACCGCACACUCCAUGGGCAUCGUGGUUCUUCUGGACAUGGUCCACAGUCACGCCUCCAGCAACACAGAAGAUGGGCUGAACUACUUCGACGGGACCGACUCCUGCUUCUUUCACGGAGGCUCCAGAGGAACCCACUCGCUCUGGGGCAGUCGACUCUUCAAUUACUCCAGCUGGGAGGUGGUGCGGUUCCUCCUCUCCAACCUGCGCUGGUGGAUGGAGGAGUAUCACUUUGAUGGCUUCAGGUUUGAUGCUGUGACUUCAAUGCUGUACCACCACCAUGGCAUCGGCACGUCGUUUUCGGGGAACUACAGCGAGUACUUCGGGAUACAAGUGGAUGAAGACGCACUUGUCUAUCUAAUGCUGGCCAAUUACAUUCUCCACAAGCUCUACCCACAAUGCAUCACUGUAGCAGAGGACGUAUCAGGGAUGCCAGGCCUGUGCAGGUCCAUUGAAGAGGGAGGACUGGGCUUUGAUUAUCGUCUGACCAUGGCCGUGCCAGACAAAUGGAUUCAGGUGAGCUUCCGUCUCCUGUGAUUUCUCCCUCUCCACACAGAUGUUGCUCCUUUGUGUUUGGUUCUGUGCAAAUGAUGUUGUUUGAUGUUUGCAGUUCACUGUUUUGAGGUCAUCUCUCUUUAUGAAGCUGUGUAUUUGUAGUCUUUGCGCAGUGGCUGUCGAGCAUCCAAAUCCCUUGCUGGCCCAGCUCUAUCUACGCAUGUAUCAGCGUGGGCAUUUCCACUUUAAUUCGAGCCAGGUUUUUGCAUGACGAUGCCUUUUUAAAAUGACAAAAGGAAGAGUAUUGA